AUGGCUGCAGUUCUCAAAAAGAGAGCCUUAGCGGAAUACAAUAAAUCAUUCCAGCAGGAUGGUCCAUCGUCCAAAAAGUUGCAUCUAGCAAAAAAACCGCUCAUAGGCAGUUCAGCUGCAGCAUUCGUGGGACUGCUAGAGAAAUGUAAAUCUAGUGAUGAGGCAUUACAGUUACUGUUACGCAUCUCAGAUUGCCUGCAGUUCCAAGAAUCAGAUGUAGAGGAAGCCAUUAAGAAGCUAUCAGAACAUUUUCAAUCCGAAGAGGAGUCAGUGGUCAGGGUUAAAAUACUCUGGCUCUUCUGUGACAUAGGUCUAGAAUGCCCCGGAGCGAAUUUGAAUAACUUGAUUGAUGAGACCAUACAUUUAAUUAAAAAUGAAACAUCACAUAAGGUGAUAGCACAAGGCAUAGCAACACUACUUAAACUUGGCACUAAGCUUAGUGACGAUAAGAUUCUCAUGAUGAGGCUUGUCGGUGUCGCUAGAGACAAUCUUAAAGAUACCAGCCAUCAAGUGAAAUGUAAAUGUCUGCAGUUGAUAAGUGAACUCUACCCGAUAUAUCCCGAGUCUGAUAGAACUGUAGAAAUGACAGCAGAGGCUGAUACUAUUGUCAAGUUGCUUGGAGACUACAGUAAUGCUGAGGAUGCGAGGGUAAGAUGUGAAGCAUUUCAAUCCCUCUUGACAUUGCAUGAGAGAGGCCAAACAUUAAGUGCUAAUCUAUAUGAACCGGUAUGUGCAGCACUCUCCGACGACUAUGAGAUAGUAAGAGAAGUGGCGCUCAAACUAGUGUGGCUACUGGGAAAUAAGUACCCGGAAAAUUCAGUAACAUUACAAGAUGGUGAAACAACAAUUCGUCUUGUAGAUGAUGCGUUUAUUCGUAUUUGUUCGGCUGUGAAUGAUCUGUGUAUGCAAGUAAGAGCUCUGUCUUGUUCAUUGCUGGGCACAACGAGAGCUGUCUCCGAUCGCUUCCUCUUGCAAACGUUGGAUAAACAACUCAUGAGUAACAUGAAGAAAAAACGCACCCUCCAUGAACGUAGUUCUGAGUUGGUUCGUUCCGGAGCAUGGGCGAGUGGUCGUCGUUGGGCUGAUGACGCUCCCGGUCAACUGCUGGAACAAAGCGCUGUACAACUACUGCCAGGAGGCGCAGCGGGAGCCUUCGUACAUGGCUUAGAAGACGAACUCAUGGAGGUGCGAACAGCAGCUGUAGAUGCUGUUUGUCAGUUGUCGCUAGUGAACCCGGUGUUCGCGACCACGUCCUUGGACUUUCUGGUUGAUAUGUUCAAUGAUGAAAUAGAAGACGUCCGUUUGAGAGCCAUAGACAGUCUGACACGCAUCUCACACCACAUAAUACUCAGAGAGGACCAGCUGGAAAUCAUUUUGGGAGCUCUGGAGGAUUACUCUAUGGACGUGAGGGAAGGUUUACACAGAAUGCUGGGAUCAUGUACCGUAGCUUCCAAGACAUGCCUUGAGAUGUGUAUAGACAAAAUAUUAGAGAAUCUCAAACGUUAUCCUCAGGAUAAGCGUUCGACGUUCCGUUGCGUGCAGCAAAUGGGCAUCAAGCACGCGUCUCUGGUGUUGCCGCUAGUUCCGCGACUACUGGCCGUUCAUCCGUUCUUCGACAUGCCGGAACCGGAUGUGGAUGAUCCCGCUUAUAUGUGUGUCCUGAUUCUGGUCCUGAACGCUGCUCAACACUGCACCACAAUGCUGCCUCUUUUAGAAGACUACACAGUCAAACAUUACACAUACUUAAGGGAUACCAUGCCUCAUUUGGUACCACAUUUACCUAUAGGUGACAAUCAACAGUCGAGGAGUGAGCUGAGCGAGCUGGAAGUUGAUGACAGCGCCGUGCGUCGCUUCAUGGAGAGUGUGUUACAACACAUUGAUAAUGUGUCGCUGUCCGCUAACGUGAGGCUCAAGAUGAUGCAGACUGUGGAGGAACAGCUCAAUAAGUUAUCAGAGAUGGAGCCGUUGGUAGCUGGUGCUGCUAACUUCACGUCUCUGUUCGUCCGCGGCGUGGUGUCAUUGAAUGAGGCCCUCACCGCGCCCUCCGGCCCGCCGAUACACGCGCUGCAACACCUCACUACGGACUGUCUCAGACUCCAGCACCAGUUCAGCGGAGUGACUGAACAGGAGACGGCCUGCGUGUAUCAGCUGGCGUUGCGCGUGUGCGCCGCGAGGCUGACGGCCGCGGUGGAGGGGGGAGGAGGGGGUGUGGCUGCGGCGGGGGGAGGGGUAGCGACCGCCGCGGGAGGGGGAGGGGGGCCCGGACACGCCGCCGCCCUGUCCGCACUGGCCGCGCUGACACACCACGCUGAAGUACUAGACAGAUUAUUGGCAUCCGCCGGUGUGGAACCCGAUCCAUUCACAAUAGCGGUGUUCCAGCAGCUGUCAGCGAGUGAACACAAGCCGGCGUCGCUGGCUCGAGCGCUGCAGCCGCUGCUUUUAUCAGCACCACUACCAAUAAUACCUAAACCUAACCUCAAGAUCCGUAUGUGCUCAGCGAGUAUCAUAGAACCGGCGACAGAUAACGACACAGUGUUGCGUUUCUGUGCCGGUCUAAUAACCGGUGUGGCGUUAGAGGCAGAAGUGGUGAGGGUCAGUGACCCCGCUCAGCUGAGGGUCAAGGUCGCGUACCCUGAUACGAGGGUACACGCGCUGGUACCGCCCAGAGAUCAUUUGCGACCUCUGGACCAUACUAAUACAAAUGACGAUGGAACCCAGAAUGUUCGUUUGCUGACGAAAGUGUUGAUAUCUCAUGGUGUGUGGACAGAGCCGUGUGGAGUUGAUAUAUCAGUUUGUUUGGCUGUUGAGGACGGAGGUAGUCGAGAAGCAGCACCUUUAGUAGAGCUAUGUCGACCUGUCCGUGUCACCGUAGCACCAAAACCAAUUAAACGUGGCAUAUAG
This is a messenger RNA of Danaus chrysippus (African queen), 2901 nucleotides long. The record is from the annotation of a GenBank genome assembly. NCBI's taxonomy places the organism in Eukaryota, Metazoa, Arthropoda, Insecta, Lepidoptera, Nymphalidae.